Molecule: messenger RNA, 1050 nt
Organism: Lachancea nothofagi CBS 11611
Lineage: Eukaryota; Fungi; Ascomycota; Saccharomycetes; Saccharomycetales; Saccharomycetaceae
Source: the annotation of a GenBank genome assembly
AUGUCCAAGCCAGUUGUUCUGAGACUCGGAAACGUCAAAUAUGCCCAGGAAGCUUGGGAGAAAUUGGGCCAAAUCGCUCAAGUUAUCACCGUAGAUGAAUCAAGCACGAGAGCUGAUUUUUUGAAGCAGUGUCAAGACAGCUCAAGUGAUGUGUUUAGAACUCAGGUUAUCGCAAGAACUUUUGCCAGUGUUCAAAACACCGGCCGUUUCGACGAAGAAUUAGCCAAAGCCUUACCAAAGAGCGUGGCUGCCGUCUGUCACAACGGAGCAGGAUACGAUCAGAUCGACGUGGGACAAUUUGCGUCGAAGCACAUCCAAGUUUCCAACGUGCCAGAGUUAGUCAACAACGCAACGGCUGACACCCACGUCUACUUGCUCUUGGGAGCUCUCCGCAACUUUGAAUAUGGCCACAGACUCAUGCUAGAGAACAAAUGGCCCAAUGCUGGUGCAGCAGCCGGCGCACCAGUUGGUAACGACCCAGAGGGCAAAACCGUAGGAAUUUUGGGUCUUGGGGGAAUUGGGCGUGCCAUUGUCGAAAGACUGAAGCCGUUUGGCUUCAAGAAGUUCAUUUACCACAACAGAAAUAGACUUUCGUCAGAACUCGAAAACGGCUGCCAAUACGUAUCCUUCGAGGAGCUUCUAAGGGUUUCCGACGUUGUGUCGAUCAAUAUUCCCUUGAAUCCCAAGACUAGACAUAUCAUUGACAGCAAAGCCAUUGAUCAAAUGAAGGAUGGUGUGGUGAUUGUCAACACUGCUCGUGGUGCUGUUAUUGACGAGAAGUCCCUGAUCGCGGCUUUGAAAUCCGGGAAAGUGAGAUCUGCCGGUCUUGAUGUUUAUGAAAACGAACCCAAUGUCCCACAAGAACUGUUAGAUUUGCCCAACGUAUGUGGCGUGCCACACAUGGGUACUCACACCGUUGAGACAAUCAAAAAAAUGGAGGAAUUUGUGGUGGAAAACGUUGAAUCAGUGAUCAAGUCCGGCAAAGUUUUGACAAUUGUACCAGAAAUGAAAUCAGAUUCGUGGGUUAACGAACAAAAGCCUUUGAAAUAA